AUGGUUUCAGACAACGCAACAAAGAACUUGGAUUUCAUCGUGGAACUUACAUCCAGGCUUUACGUGCCUCUGGCUAUAUUUGACGCUUUUCUUCUUGCCUGGUGUCUGGUGAAAAGUUUAUUUGAGAAAAUUUUAUCAACUGUUGGCAAAACUGAAUCAGAGACAACGCCGCUACUAGUACAAAGACAAUUUUCAGAAACCUCUAAUACACACUUGGCGAAACUCGCAAGGAUAAGUGAAGCGGAAAAAGAAUUAUAUUCUAAAAUCGUUCCAAAACAGGAGAUUUUCAAGGCUCUUUUUGAACUUCUCUUUUUAAUUUUCUUCAUUUCUUUAAAUGAAAGUCUACAGCUGCAGAGCAUAGCUUUGUCAAACUUCGCAGAGAGCCUUUUUGGGGACAGGAUUUUACUUUCAGUUCUUUUAUUGCUUCUAAUUUAUCGUAUGGUGUUAACAUGCAAACGUGAUUACUCAAGUUUUCUCCUAGUUUUGCGCGCUUCAAGCUUCACGUCAUAUGCUUUCCUUUUUUCAUCAAAAGUGUUACAGGUAACCUCUUUAUACCUGAACUACAAAAUAGGUAGCGGAGAAGGUAUAAAAACACUAAAACAACUAAUUUUAGCUGCUUUACUAUUUACUACUGCAUUAAUAUCAUUAGUAAAUCCACUCGUAUUAAAAUCACAAAAUGGCAUCACAAGUUGUGUUUCUUCCGAAGAAAAACUAUCCAUUUUCGAUUAUCUGACAUUUUCGUGGUUGGAUAGUAUGAUAUUUAAGCACGUGAAUGUCCCUUUAUCGCUGGAAAAUAUAUCCAAGUUGCCCUUAUCGGAUCAAUCACUAUUUAUCAUCAAUGACUUCUUCAAAGUCAAUGGCCAUGGUCAUCUCGCAAAACUGAUAAAGCUUUUCUGGAAAAAACUUUUAUUACAAUGCACAUGGAGCUUUAUUGGGGCAUUAAUCACUUUUGUACCAGCACUUGAAAUGAGAAAUAUUUUGAACUACAUUGAUGACCCCGAGAACUCAACUCGACGCUUUGCAUCAGUUUUUGUGGUAGCAAUGUGUAUUUCAAAGAUUGUAGCGGCGGUCUGUGAAACACAGGCUAUGCAUAUUGGAAAUCGCAUUUCAAUGCAACUGAAAACCUUGCUUACAACAGAGGUCUUUAACAAGGUUUUGAAUAAAAGCCUUUUGAGCUCUGGAAAUGCCGCAGACGUGAGCAGCAGUGAUGGGGAUGUACAAAAUCUUCUUGCAGUGGACAUAUCGGCUGUCUCUCAAUUUAGUUUAUCCUUGCACACACUCGUACAAUCAUUCACAAUGUCGCUAGUAGCUUUGCUGCUAUUGUACCGACUACUUAGCUGGUCGGCACUUAUAGGCGUAUCCACAAUGGUAGUUUUAUUUCCUCUCAACAUCAAAAUAGCAAAGAUGAUGAAAGAUUAUCAAUCUGCAGCACUGAAGUAUACAGAUAAGAAAACUAAUACUAUUAAUGAGGUACUGGGCUCUAUCAAAAAUGUCAAAUAUCUUAGCUGGGAAAUCCAUUUCCAAAAGCUGAUAUUAAAUUUACGGAGAAAAGAGGUUUCACUACUUGUGAAAAAAUUAUACUGCUGGACUGGGAUUCAUUUUCUGUUCUUUGUUGCCCCCACGCUAGUCACAGCAUUGACCUUCUCUUUAUCAGUCUUUGUGCAGAAAGAAAAAAUUUCUAUUCCUUGUGCCUUUACGACGCUCAGCUUAUUUGCGAUUUUGCGAGCUCCCAUUAACCAACUAGCGACUAUCUUGGGAAGUUUCGUCCAAAUCAGAGUCUCAUUUCACAGGAUAGAAACUUUCCUAAACUCAUCGGAAGCCAAAAAUUACGGAAAAUUAGGUCAAAGCUAUUCAAAUUUUAAAUUCGCAAACUCCUCAUUUAUUUGGAAUCAUGAAAAAUCUGGUUUUAAGUUACAAAAUCUAAAUUUUUCGUUCAAACAAAACGCACUGAAUAUUAUUACGGGACCAUCUGGCAGUGGAAAAACAAGUCUACUGCUCUCCAUUCUUGGAGAGCUGGAACUUGUAGAGGGGGUUUUAUAUGUCCCUAAUGAUACCCUCCAUCAAACAGUAUACGCAUACUGCUCUCAGACUCCAUGGAUUGUAAACACAACGUUAAGGGACAAUAUUCUAUUUUUCAAUUCCUAUCAUGAAGAUAAAUAUUUGAAGGUAAUUUCCUGUUGCGGCCUUGAUAGAGACAUUUGUGAACUUGAAGCAGGUGAUCAAACAAUAGUAGGAAAUAAUGGAAUGAAUCUCUCUGGUGGGCAAAAACAACGAGUUGCACUUGCCAGAGCGAUAUACUCAGAUUCAAAAUACGUCAUUCUUGAUGAUUGUUUGAGUGCAGUGGAUCCUGGCAUGGUAUCAUGGAUAUUUGAGAAAUGCCUCAAAGGGGAUUUAAUGAAUAACAGAACUUGUAUUAUGGCGACACAUAAUAACUCCCUCAUCAAUCAUCAUACCGGUUUUCUUAUCAAAAUGUGUAAUGGAAAAGCUGUGGUGGAAGACAAAAUGUAUAAUCCUGGCAAAGAACCUCAAGCUCACCCAAAGAAAUUCUCUCAAAAAUUUGAAGAACCGUGCAAACCCUGCCACAGUCGGUCAUUAAAUCCGGAAGCCACCAAUCUCAGGGAAGAAAGUAAGACUACUAGGUCAAUGAAUCACACGGUAUACUUGUGGUUAAUUCAAUAUAUUGGAGGGACUAGGAUUAUCUUAUUUUUCACGGUUAUGUUUUUUUUCGUUAAUGCCAUCGAUAUAUUUCAGAACAUCUGGAUAAAAGACUGGAUAAAUGCGGCUGAGAAAGAAAAUGAAUACACUAGAAUUACUGAGUUUUACAUGGGAACAUUUCUUCUAGUCGGUGUUUUAAAUGCUUGUAUGGUGUCCAUUAUUAUGUUUUGCUUUCUUUAUAGAGGCUUAAUAGCAAUGUCAGGAGUUUAUCAAGAGCUUUUGAAAAGCGUGUUGUACGCCAAAAUGCAAUUUUUUGAUGUAACCCCAGUAGGGAGAAUAAUAAAUCGCUUCACAAAAGAUUUUCAAAUUCUUGAGCAAGAUCAACUGGUGACCCUUCUUUUACUCAUUUAUUCCUCUACAUGCUUUGCUUCAAUUAUAACACUCAUAUCGAUAGUCACUCCAAAGGCUUUGAUUUUCUCCAUAUUACUGGCCAUAGCUUAUGCAUCUGUGGUGUUACUUUAUAUUCCUGUAUUCCGUGAUUUGAAAAGGUAUGAAUCUAUCACAAGAUCGCCUUUAUUUGAGCAACUUUCGGAAGCAUUAUCGGGAUUUACUACCAUACGUUCAUAUUGUAAGCAAGAAGAAUUUCUAUCGAAGUUCAUAUUUCGAAUAGAUCAGAAUAAUAUACCUUUUCUCCAUCUUGCUGUCGUUCAACAAUGGUUAUGUCUCAGGAUCGAAGUUCUGAGCUCGUUUGUCUUAGGUGCUUGUGGAGCUUUUUGUGUGUCAAAUGCUAAGGAAAUUGGAGCUGGUCUUGCUGGUGUGUGUUUGAAUUUAGCAAUGCCAUUUUCACUCAACGCACUGUGGAUAGCAACUGUCUCUUCCAAUUUUGAAGUAAAUAUGAUAUCAGCCGAGAGGAUUAAAGAAUAUACUGAAAUUCACUCGGAACUUGGUGAGCAAACAAUAAAUUUACCACAUGAUUGGCAUUCAAAUGGAAAGAUAGAAUUUAAAAAUGUUUUUAUGAGGUAUGCACCAAAUCAGUCAGAUGUUUUGAAAAAUGUUACCUUUGAGGUUCAUCCUAACUCAAGAGUUGCAAUUGUAGGAAGGACAGGAUCUGGGAAGUCUACAAUAUUAAACUUACUUUGUCGUUUCAUUGAACCAACGAAGGGGCAAGUUAAAAUAGGAAACGUUAACAUUCAAAAUAUAAAGUUAGAUGUUUUACGAAAAGCACUAACAAUCGUUCCGCAAGACCCAAUUCUUUUUUCGGGAUCAAUCCGCUCAAAUAUUGAUCCUUUCAUGAAACACUCUGAUGUAGAGCUGAAAACGCUAGUUCGAAAAUUUAAUCUUGUUUACACUGGUUUCUGCGAGGAUUAUCAUGAAUUUAUUAAUACUUAUGUUGAAGAUAGAGGAAAAAACCUUUCCCAAGGUCAACGCCAAAUUAUCUGUUUAAUGCGUGCCUUUUUGAAAAGACCCAAUAUUUUAAUUCUUGAUGAGGCAACAGCCUCGAUAGAUAACAAUACUGAAGUCGCAAUUCAAGAAGCCCUUCAAGAAUUUUCUACAGAUAAUAUCACUAUAACAAUAGCACACCGUAUGAGAACUAUCAUUGACUACGAUGAGAUUGUGGUGUUAGAUUCUGGAAUAAUAAAGCAGAUUGGCCAUCCAUAUGUCUUGCUGAAACAGAAAAGUGGUCUUUUUUACGAAAUGUGUAUGGAAAGUGGGGAGCUAAAUUUUCUAGAAUCUAUUUCAAAGCAAGCAUAUAUGGGAACAGUAUGCAGAGGUUGUUGA
This is a messenger RNA of Lachancea fermentati, 4434 nucleotides long. The record is from the annotation of a GenBank genome assembly. NCBI's taxonomy places the organism in Eukaryota, Fungi, Ascomycota, Saccharomycetes, Saccharomycetales, Saccharomycetaceae.